AUGAUCUGAUCAUUUGAAUCAGGUAUGUUGCAACAGGGAGCUGUAGUCCUUGAAAACUAAUUUUCCCUGAAGGCAGCACAACCCGGUAGUAGAUAAUAUUUGUCAUUUGUUCAAAACGCCGGUUUCCACAAUAUGCUACAGCUUGAGUGUUCGUGAGCUGACCAAAUAGCAGUCAAGAUGUCAGACAUCAUGCUCAACGUGUGCCUGUCUGACUGUGACUAUUCCUCAUCCGGAGCAAAGACGAAAAAAAGGAAGCAUCAAAACAAGACGGAACAACACAAUGUGGCGCUCAAAUUCAAGAAAUUUAAAAGGAAGAAGUUCACAAAGACAUCAGAACAAAGCAUCAUGUCCACACAACGUCCAUCCUGUCAUCCCACCACAUCAAACAAGGUUCUACCUCAUGCAGGGAGCUCCAAUGAGCCUUCGUCACACCAGCAGCAGCCUUCGACCGCCAUGAACGGCCACACCAAAGCACCCAAAAAAAAAUUGAAACCAAUUUCGGUCGGCAAGUCCCAAUCAUCCGGCAUACCCUGCAAGUACCUUGCCAUUGACUGCGAGAUGGUGGGCACAGGUCCCAAAGGAAGCGUCAACCAGCUAGGACGUUGCAGCAUUGUGUCCUACGAGGGCGACGUGGUGUAUGACAAGUUCGUUAAGCCCUCGGUUCCUGUCACCGACUACCGCACGCGAUGGAGUGGCAUUCGCGCCAAGGACCUCGUGAAAGCCACACCCUACAAGCAGGCCAGAAAGGAGAUCCUGAAGCUUCUGGCGGGCAAGGUAGUGAUCGGCCACGCUGUCCACAACGACUUCAAAGUCCUGCAAUACUCGCACCCGGCCGGCUUGACGCGGGACACGUCGCGCAUCCCGCUGCUCAACCGGCGGGCUGGCUUUGAGGAGAAAGCGUGCGCUUCACUCAAGAGGCUCACCAAGGCCAUUUUCAAUCGUGAGAUCCAGAUGGGGCGUGGCGGCCACUCGUCGGUAGAAGACGCACGGGCCACCAUGGAGCUCUACAAACUGGUGGAGGACGAGUGGGAGAAGAAGUUGGCAUUGGGAAAUUGCUCCACCCACUCACUUGCUACUUUAACUUCCGCAUUAGGAAAGUAAAGUAGAUUAAGAGCUUGUCUGCUGCAUUCACCGGAAUACUUGAUUUCAAUAUAAUAUGGAUUCCUGCUGGGUGAACUUAUUGAGAGCAUGAAUAAUUGCCACAUGCGGUGCCCAGCCAUGGGAGCUAAUUCACUUUUUAUUAGCCUCAUGCAGGAAUUUGUUCAUGUUGCACAUUGUUAUUCAAGUAGCUUAUUCACAGCGAGGAGCCAUCCGGACAAAACGUCAUAAGAUAAGAUAAGAUAUCCCUUUAUUUGUCCUGCAAUGGGGAAAUUACAGUCAGAAUUCAGAAAGGAAAACGCUGGGUAGGGAUGCCAGUUGACUUUUUCUUGCCUACAGACUGCCAUUAAAUGUCAUCAUUUCAAUGUUAUCACAUUGAGGGCCACUCGGUCUGAUUAAAAAUCACUUUUGACUUCC
Hippocampus zosterae (dwarf seahorse) is the source of this 1515-nucleotide messenger RNA. RefSeq names its product interferon stimulated exonuclease gene 20-like 2 (gene isg20l2). Gene Ontology annotation, cellular component: nucleus. Gene Ontology annotation, molecular function: nucleic acid binding; 3'-5'-RNA exonuclease activity. The transcript is spliced from 4 exons. The record is from RefSeq and is a predicted model, not a curated record. Lineage: Eukaryota; Metazoa; Chordata; Actinopteri; Syngnathiformes; Syngnathidae. Bases 178 to 1101 code for a protein of 307 amino acids.